Molecule: messenger RNA, 1203 nt
Organism: Peronospora matthiolae
Lineage: Eukaryota; Oomycota; Peronosporomycetes; Peronosporales; Peronosporaceae
Source: the annotation of a GenBank genome assembly
AUGCGAUGCGCGAGCAAGGCCGCCGAGAGCGCGUCCGCACGUCUCUGUGCGGACGCCGAAGCAGAAACCACAGCAACUGAUGUCUCAUCGGUUGCUGAAGCGACUCAGCCUGUGUCACUUGGUGAUGCAGGCGCUGGUCAUGAAGACGCUCAUGUCUUCACAGAGUAUGAGCUCGGUGUCUCAUACUCUCCUGAUACGGAAGACGGAUCCGUAUCGACGGCGAUUGAAUCUAAGCCGCCUGCCAAGCGUGGCAUGGAUGAUGCUAUGCGUCUUAGCAUUUUUGGUUCAUCUGAUGAAUCAGAUGAACCAUCGCCGAAGCGAAGGCGCUCGAGUGCUUCUGUCGGCACGUCGCAGGAAGAGCGGGACCGCAAUGUGUUGCGUCUCGCUCCUGAGAAGAAGGCAUGGAUGCCUCCAAAAUCCGUCAUGGAUCACUUGUCGGCGACGACGAGUGAUCGUUAUCGAACACGAUUGUUCGAUUCGUCAAGGAUCCAUCACCUUGACCACAGCGCGAAAAACUAUCGCGCUGAACAUGAAUUCUUCAUCGAUGCUUUCUUCAAACAUCGAUGGUACAGUGGGAAUCACAAACGUGAUGGUCCCUCACUACUUCAAGCGUGGAACGCCUAUAUCCAUAACCUCGAGGAUGUAGGUCGUGACGCUUGGAACGACAAACUUAUCAAAGCUCGUGAUAAGUUUGAAAAGCGAACCCCAACAGGUGCACGCUACAAGCUGCAUCGUCUGUCAAGGGAGAAAGGAUUACCCUGCCUCUCUUGGGGAGACUCGUGCCCAUGUUGUGUGAACAACUUUGCGCGCGCACCUAAGGAGGCUUACCUCCUUACUAGCCCGUGGUGGCGCGUACGUAUCUCUACUGAGAUGUACGAAGGGAUUGACAACCUGAAAUCCCUUUACGACCGUGCCGGGAAGACUUUCUCCGGCGGUCCUUCUGCGGCACAGGAUGUGCCGCGUCGUACUGCUCAACCAGACCCAUUACGUCAACCAUCAGUUGGGAGCGGGGCUCCCAAGUAUCCCAGGACUGGGGAUAGCCGCGCCACCGGACGAGAUAACUCUUCCGACGUCCGUUCACGUCGCGGUGGUUCAACAGCUGCUCAUCUAGAUAGCGCUGGCCACCGCGAGAGUCCUCUAAUGGAGGUGGAGGAGGAGGAAAGACGCUCUCCACACGAUCAUGUGGAUCGGUGUGUUCCCUAG